AUGAGGGAUUUCGUGCUGCAUAUCCUUGCCGUUGUUCAGGGAUCACUGUCACCCGUUGAUGAUCUUUUACAGUUUGUGGAGAUGAACACCUUUGGCAGUGUGAGUACAAUUUCACUUCUGGCCCCUCAGAGCGACGUAGCUGAACACAAGGAGAAGUUACAGCAGAAGGCUCUGCAGCAACCUAAGCAGAAGAAAUCCAAGUCGGCUGAAUUUCUGAUGGGAAAAAAAGAAGAAAGAGCUGCAGCGGUGGGCAUAGAAAACCCAGCCUUCAAUGGAGGAGGAAGUGCCAAGCUUUCCGGUCCUCCGGUUUGGCUGGGGAGAGAAAUUCGAGGUGACAGGCCAGAUAGCACCCUUGCAGCUCACCCAAAAAAAAUGGAGCUGCAAGCCCCUGCCAAAGAAAGAGGAGAUGAACAUGCCCAAAAUUACUUUGACCCAUCGUCGGCACAGCAGACAGACCCAAGACAUUGCAGGAUGGCUGGGGUCAGCACUGAAGAUGAGCUGGAAUUAACAAUAUUAAAUGCAGAUGAAAACAGACUGUAUCAAAGGAUGACUGCAUUGCUGGAUGAGGACAAUACCUUCAUAGACAUACCUGGUACGCUGCAAGCCUCCAGGGAUGAGGAGGUGUUGGAGGUGAAGACUGGUGAUCCGGUGCUUCAGUGGCGACUGCUGCUCCACGGUGGUGGUCAUGCCUUGGGCUUCAGGCACUCCCAGGCUCAUACCAUUGCCAAAACCCAAGAUGAGGCUAGUGCUGGGCUGGGAGGAGAAGCUGGACUCGAAACAGUAACGGGCAGAGAGAGCACUGUAAAAAUGAAGAUAGCUGAAGAGGUGAUUCCCCAUUACACCCAGCAGCUGAGGGAGCGUGUGCAGCCUGACAUGAUAACGCUUGGCAGCCUUUCACUGCAGCAGCAAGUGGCUCAGAAGGAACCUCUGAAGAGGCGAGAAUGGGCAAAGGGAAAGAAGAAACUAUUGGCCUUCUUUACUGGGAAUGUUAAGGAGCAGCAUUCACAAAGAGACUCUGAUAAAGCAGAAGGAGAAGCACCACUACCCAGACUGCUUCAGUGCAGCAGAACUAUUGAAAGCCCUUCACUCAGAGCGCUGGGAGAAGGCCAAGAGGAAGCGAUGGCCAAAUACGACCAGAUGACAGAGCUCCCAGAAUCCUCCUCUUCAGCAACACGGCCUAUGUGGCAGGUGAACCAGAGCACAGCUCCCCAGCCUGUGGAGGUGUGUGUGUGCUGCCUUAGAGCCACCAGAGACAAACUACCCAGGGGCCUCUACACUGUCAGUGUGGCCCUUUACAGUUGUCUAGGGGGUUCAGCCAUAGCCUGGUGCAGUAAAAAGGAGCAGCAACAAUGGAGUGUGUCCAUUGAGCCAAUCGAGCAUCUGGGCCGCUUCCAUGACACUGACCUGCACGUUAACCAGAACUUAUUCAUGAUCUUACCUGCAGCCUGUGAGGUUGUCCCCUCCAUGGUCCUGAUAUUUCAACUCAUCGCACUACGAGGAGACAGCAGCCACAUCAGCUCUGUACUGGCUUGGGGGGCAUUUCCUGUUUGUGGCUCUGGCCUUGGCCUGGUCCAAGGCAGGUUCAAAAUCCCUCUCCUCAGGGGGGAGCCCAACACACAACUGGACCAGUUUAAAAAAAUUGAACGCCUCAUCUUGUUUGAUCUAGACCACUGGCUGUGCAACAUGUACUUUCAGGUUAAGAGGCUCCCGUCUGGAGUGUCUAGGGGGCCAGAAUGUGACAUCACUGUAUUGAUACCCCCUGCUAACCCCCCUGUCAUGCCCCAACCUGAGGUUCAUUAUGACCAACCCCAGAGCCAACUCCAGCCCCAGCCCCCAUCACAGUCCCAGUUCUGUCCUCAGCCCAUUCAUCACCAGCUUCACUUAUACCCCCAACAGCAGCCGCAUGCAGGUCCCAGCAGCAGAGCAGGAGAGCCCGCUGUGGUAUAUUCUCACCGGGGGUCUCCUCUCCACCUUUCAGCUGAUUCUGCUUGCUCUUCCUCAUCUGUGCCAGGGAAGAAUUCCUCCUCGGGAGCUAUCUCUGGAAACAUAGGUGCGAAGGGAGAUCCAUGCAGGGUGAAAGCAGAGGGUAGGAUUCACUACAAGAAGAAGCCAAUCAAGAAGACAAAUAGCUGCGGCCCCAGCAUGAGCAGCAGCAGCGCACCGCCUCGGCAGGCAGACAAACAGAAGAUGCAGCCUUCAAUGGAGAACCUCUCCACGGAGGAGCUGGAGGAGUAUACAUUCUCCCUACAAUCGGCACUGACAGGACCUGGUUCCCACACCUCAUGCCUGUCCGAACGAGUCCGCCUGGCCCUCCGCAUGCUGCCGUUUGACAUGGACCUGCUGUUGCUGGGGCAACAACAACAUACUAGCUGGCGUGGCUCUGUUCGGCAGCUCGGCCUCAUUAUGCUGCUGAUGGCUUUGAUGUGGUUUGUGAGGCUCUACCUGCAUUACUGCAGCCAGUGGCUCUACCUCCAGGCCAUAGCAGUUCCUGUCAACAAGUUCCACUUUCACGCUCACACUGUGGAGCUUGUAUACCAGAGUUCCUUGCUCCACAUCUGGGAGGAGCUGGCGAUGCUGGUGGUGGGUCCCCUGACCUUGAACGCAUUAACGUUCCUGCUGGUUCUGAUCAGAUGGGGCUGUCAACAGAUAUUUGGCUCACUCCCUUCCUUCAUGUCAAAGUUUAUCAUGGCUCAGGGAGUGUGGACAGUCCUCGACCCUCUGGCAGUCUUUGCAGUGGACGCCGUCCUUGGGCAUCUCACCUACAGCCCCGACAUGCCAGUGGGUGACGCUGCCAAGCUUUACUGGCACUUCUAUCGAGCUGACCAAUCAGGUGCAAUGGGGGUGAUUAUCACGGUCUUCCUUUACGUAAUCCUUUUCCUGCUCUCCAUCACCAUCCUCUUCGUUUACAUACUAAGAUUCCACAAUGAUGGACACAUGCUGGACAUCUUUCAGAGGCUGACAGCCAAGGAGGGGACGUACUUCCUGCCUCAAGACAUGGAGCUGUCCAAUCAGGAACUCAGCUUCAUUGUCAAGAAGGCAGAGCAGUGGAGAGGCUUCAAUGGUGAGAGGCGCAAGGUGGUAGUCUAUGACUAUAUCUGGACAGCAGAAGACCCCUUGCCAGGCUCUGCAGCUCCUAGUGAUCCUCUGAUGGAGGGUGCACCCCUACCAGAAGGCGAGACCAGCACACAUGUGAUAGUCUACACCCUGUACAUGAGCGGGCUCAAACAAAGAUACAGACACUUCCUCCGACAAUCGGACGGCGCUAUCAUUGAGGUUAUUGGUGACAUGGAGGGGUUGCACAAUGCUUCCAGGAUGGUCCCCUGCCCACGCCAGGGCUCUGCCAAUCAGAAGGAGGGCAAAGAAGGUGCAAGUGCUCCACAGCAGCUACGGAAACGGAAGAGGCUGUUUGGCCGGCAUCAUCGUGUUGAGCCAGUAGGAGGAAGUGGGUGUGGCUCCAGUUUUGCAUUGCAAGAUCUCAACCAAUAACAUUAAAACAACAACAAAGAUAGUUGGAUCUUAAAUUGAUAGGGUGGAUGGAGGCUUUGUUUCAUCAGAGAAAGCCUCAUCAAGGAGGUCUGAAGGCAC
Molecule: messenger RNA, 3585 nt
Organism: Toxotes jaculatrix (banded archerfish)
Lineage: Eukaryota; Metazoa; Chordata; Actinopteri; Toxotidae
Gene: ofcc1
Product: orofacial cleft 1 candidate 1
Exons: 25
Coding region: 1-3486 (1161 amino acids)
Cellular component (GO): perinuclear region of cytoplasm
Source: RefSeq, a predicted model, not a curated record